AUGGCAGGGGUGGGCUGCGCGGAUGGCAAUGGCUUUUUCUCAUUGGGGGGGGUCUUAACCUGCCUUUUGGGUAUUGCCGCCUACCUUUAUUUCCCUCACAAUGCCGCUCGACCAAAAGAUUUGUUUGGCAAAUCCUUCUCACCUUUCACCUCCCGGGAGGCCUCUGUCCUUGUUACUCGAAUCAUUGAUAAUGACCCAACGAAAGCGCUCAGGUACGGAAAGGCCCUGUUACCAUUUCACAUCCUGCAGACUUUCGGUGACUGGAGAUUAUAUGGCCAUCUUGUGGCUGCACUACUAUCAAUGGUCAUGAUUUCGCCGAUUAAUACUUAUGCGCCUUCAAUCAUUGAGUCCCUGGGCUUUACAUCGCUGCAAGCAAAUGGUCUUAACUCUGUGGGCAGCAUAGGUGCAUUGAUCUGGUCUGUGUCGCUUGCAUUCAGUAGUGAUAAGUUCCAGGAAAGUGGACUUCACAUAGCCAUUGGAUACCUGUGGGGAGCUAUUGGCCCUCUGUGGCUUGCCCUUGCCCCAGAGAAUGUCGGGAAAUAG
This is a messenger RNA of Penicillium malachiteum, 543 nucleotides long. Its product is annotated as vitamin H transporter. The record is from RefSeq and is a predicted model, not a curated record. Gene Ontology annotation, cellular component: membrane. The coding region runs from base 1 to 543 and encodes 180 amino acids. The transcript is spliced from 2 exons. Gene Ontology annotation, molecular function: transmembrane transporter activity. Lineage: Eukaryota; Fungi; Ascomycota; Eurotiomycetes; Eurotiales; Aspergillaceae.